Molecule: messenger RNA, 1244 nt
Organism: Thlaspi arvense
Lineage: Eukaryota; Viridiplantae; Streptophyta; Magnoliopsida; Brassicales; Brassicaceae
Source: the annotation of a GenBank genome assembly
GAUUCAAUAAUGUGACAACAUGGUCAACAAUGGUUAGCUAGCUGUCCAGUGUUCCUCUACAAUACUAUUACAUAAAACGUGGAAAAUUAAAAACCAAGUAGGUGCGUCGUCGACCAUAUCCAAUCUCCUCAUAUAAAUAUUACAGAUACAUACGUGUUUCUUCUCCAUUGCUCUCUCUCUCUCUUUCCUUAUCUCUUCCUCUCUCCUAAAUUAAUCUCUUUCUCUUUCGCCGGAAAAAAUGGUGGACCAGAAAAAGUACGCUCUGUUUCUAGCGACUCCAGAUUCAGAGUUCGUGAAGAAAGCGUACGGAGGAUACCGCAACGUGUUUGUGUCGACGUUCGGAGACGAAGGAGAGCAUUGGGACUCGUUUAGGGUUUGCGAAGGCGAGUUUCCCGACGAGAAAGAUCUUGAGAAGUACGAUGGUUUCGUUAUCAGUGGAAGCUCUCACGACGCCUUCGAGAAUCAUGAUUGGAUCCUUAAGCUUUGUGAUAUCGUUAAGAAACUCGAUGAGAUGAAGAAGAAAGUUCUCGGCAUCUGCUUUGGUCACCAGAUCAUAGCCAGAAUAAGAGGAGGAACCGUGGGAAGAGCAAGAAAGGGACCGGAACUUAAACUCGGAGACAUAACCAUCGUUAAGGAUGCGAUUAAGCCGGGAAGUUACUUCGGAAACGAGAUUCCGGAUAGCAUAGCGAUCAUAAAGUGCCACCAGGACGAAGUGUUGGUGGUGCCGGAAACUGCCAAAGUACUAGCUUAUUCCGACAACUACGAGGUGGAGAUGUUUUCUAUUGAGGAUCAUUUCUUCUGUAUUCAAGGACAUCCCGAGUAUAACAAAGAGAUUCUCUUCGAGAUCAUCGAUCGUGUUCUUGGUCUUGGCUACAUCAAGCAAGACUUUGCGGACGCGGCAAAGGCAUCUAUGGCGACUAGGGAAGCAGACAGGAAACUUUGGGAGACGGUUUGCAAGAAUUUCCUCAAAGGCAGACUUCCCACUAAUUAAUUAUUUUCACUCCCAAAUUCUCUAUUUGGUUCGUGUUAUAUUGGAACAUUUUAUGGAUUUGUUAUCUUGCUCUAUUCCUCCUAUUUAAUGUAUAACCUAUUAAUCUCAUCAUGUCAUAUUUGUGUUGUAUAAGGAAAUGAGUUCAAUAAAAAUCAUUUGCAGUUUUUGCAUGUCAUCUUAGGCUCCAAGCGUUCUUUAGUUAUCUGAUUGAGGAGUCUAUUUUUUUCUGUUUACAUUUACUUAUACUGAUCCG